Messenger RNA from Onthophagus taurus, 2506 nucleotides. Its product is annotated as putative leucine-rich repeat-containing protein DDB_G0290503. Lineage: Eukaryota; Metazoa; Arthropoda; Insecta; Coleoptera; Scarabaeidae. The record is from RefSeq and is a predicted model, not a curated record.
AUAUAAAAAAAGUUAGGUUAAAUUUUAUUAGUGUCUAUUGAUAACGAAAAUUAAUCGAUGUGUUUAUUUUAUUAUAUGGAAAAAAAAUUACUUAUUUUUAUUUAAAAUGUCAAACUUUAUUUGCAUCAACAAUUAAAAAAUGUCUUCACGAGCGUUUGGUCGAGGACGUUGUAAAAAGCGCGUUUCAACAACAUUGGGAAAAGCUCCCUCAUUAAAUAACCGUGAUUCCGAAACAGAUUUAUCAACCAUAAGGAAACCAAUAAAUACAAGUAUUUUUGGUUUGCGACAAGUUCUUUCUUUAUUUGAAACUGCAACCGAAGAAGUUAAACGUUACAUAGCUUAUGAAUGUGAUAUAAUUUAUGAAUGUCGAACGUGUCGAUCAUUAUUUAGAAGCUUAGCAAAUUUUAUACUUCACAAAAGAAGUUAUUGUCAAGAAACUUUCGAGGCGGUUUAUCAAAGUAAAGAUGCCGAAGAUGUUGAAGGUGUCUAUGAAAUCAAUGAUGGAAGUGAUGAAAAAGCACCCAAAAAGAAAAUAUCUGACGUUUUAAAAAAGUUAAAUGAGAUUCAUGAGAAUUUAAAAAGCUCCGAGGAGAUAACCCUAAACGAAUUAACCGAAGAUAAAGAGAUAAACGAUGAGACAAUCUCAAACAAUAACAAAAAAAUAUGUUUAGAAAAAAUUGAAAAUUCAACAGCUGGUGUUUUUCAAACGAUAUCAAAUGAAACUAUCGGAAAUGAAUUAAUUAAAUCACAGGUAAUGGAAAUUCAUUCGAUGCUAAACACGAACGAAGCGAUUCUCCAACCCGAUGGGAAAGCAUUUAAAUUUCAAAAAUCUAACUUGGCAUCAAAACACAAACUUCUUUGUUCUAUUUGUAAUGCAACAUUUUCAACCAAAAAAACUCUACGUUAUCACGUUAAAUAUAAACACAACGAUACCAAAUUGGUUUUUUCGUGCCCUGAAUGCAAGGAAACAUUUGCAAAUGCUUGGGGUGUUUUUCGACAUCUUUAUAAAAUACAUCGGAAAACAACAGCGCAAAUACGAAAGUUGCGAGAUCAAAUACAUUCAAAUCCUAUAGUUAAACCUCAAGGAAAUGAUUCAAAAGAAAAAGAUAAAGAAUCUUCCGUGGCUAAUUCGGAUAAUCAGUGGUUAGAAAACCUGGAAGGAGAUUCAGAUAUUCAAAUAUGUGGUGGUUGUGGAAAACGGUUUGAGAGAAAAGCAGCCCUUCAUUCCCAUUCACAAAUUUGUUUAAAACGAAUAGCUGUUGUUAGCUCAUCUAAAAAAUCACCCGAAGAAAAAACGAUGAAAAAAUUUCAAACCGUAAUCAAAGGUUCGAAAAAACGUAAACAGAAAAUUUCCGUAAAAUUCAUUAAAGAUCAACAACCAAACGGUACAACCAAAGAUGCUACUAACGAUGUACCAAUAAUAGAUUUAAAUAGCGACGAUGAUGAAAUCAACGUUUUUUUUGCCGACGAUCUUGAAAUGGAAAAUUUAGAAAAAGAAAUUAUAAACGAAGAGAAUGAAAAUGCUAAAGUCGAAGAUGUUUUAAAAGAAAAAGAUCAAGACGAAGAAGAAACCGUUCAAAAUCAAACGAGUGAAAAUGAUUAUGAACAUCUUGAGAUUGAUUUAAUUAUAAAUGGAGUUAAUUUAAAUCAACCGGAAGUAAUUGUCGAUUUAACUGAAGAUAUCGAUGAAAACAAUGAAAAUAACCUAAAAAAUACAUCAAAUGCCUCUGCUUCCACAUCAACAACAUCACCAUUGAUCGCCGAUACAUCUUCAGAAAACGAUGUUAAUUCCAAUACUAAUUCUAACAUUAAAGCACUGCAAAAAGUGCCUGGAAAAAAAAGAAAACGCCCAUUGGAAACUUCAUUAAAAGCAAAAAGUGAUCAAUAUGUUAACUGGGAUCUUUUAAAAUGUACUCCAUGUACAGCAACUUUUACGACAAACGAUUCGUUAUUAGAACACAUGGCAAUGCAUUUUAAUUGGUUUCGAUUUCAGUGUAAAAUGUGUACAUUUGUCUCUUAUAAUAGCAAGGCUUGUUCAAAUCAUCUUCAAUCUGAGCAUAAACUCGAUCCUGAUGAUAUAGAAUCUUGUGUAAUUCCUAUGAGUAACACGAAAGCGAUUAAAUUAUCUUCAGAUUUUAAAGCGUUUAGUUCUGAAAUGGUUCAAACUGGUGAAAAGAGCCCGGAAGUUGAUAAAGUGGAUAAAGGUGAUCCAGACGUGCGUAAAAUGAUUAUGGAGGUGAUUUUUGGUUCAGAACAGACAUCCUUGGGCGUUCAUAAGAGUCAAUUGAGAAGUAGGAACAAUUGUGCGAAAAAUUUGGAUAAGGAUUUUGUUUACGAUAUGACACUGGUUGAUACUCAAAUAAGAAAACAAGCUGCUAUGGAGAAUAAAGUUAAACCAAUUAAGAUUAUUAAGAAUAAUGAAAGUGAUUUUAAAGUGAUUAACGUGUCAACUUCACAACAAAAAAAGAAGAAAUGAUUUUCUUUGUUAUUUAUUAUUGAGUUCAGU